Molecule: messenger RNA, 1347 nt
Organism: Dioszegia hungarica
Lineage: Eukaryota; Fungi; Basidiomycota; Tremellomycetes; Tremellales; Bulleribasidiaceae
Exons: 7
Coding region: 1-1347 (448 amino acids)
Molecular function (GO): zinc ion binding
Source: RefSeq, a predicted model, not a curated record
AUGGCGCCUCACAGAUUCAUGCCGGAGGUGGUGUAUGAUUAUGUCGAAGAGCUCGACGCGAACUUGGUCUGCGCGAUAUGUCAAUCAGCUUUAGUCGACCCGGUCACUACCACCUCGUGCAAACAUACGUUCUGCAGAGACUGCAUCGAGCGAGCAAUAGCGGUCAAUCCGCAGUGUCCUAUCGACCGAUCUGCCCUCACGACGCACAGUCUGAGAGAGACGGAACAGCUCGUAAAGCUGAUGCUGGAUGAGCUGAAGGUACGAUGCGCAGCAGAUGGGUGCGGGGUGGUCAUGCAGCGGGGAUUGCUCUUGGCGCAUCUAAGAACGUGUCCUAUGGCUGUCACGAUGUGCGAGGAUGGAGAGUGCGGUUUGAAGAUGCCAAAGCAGCGUGUCUCGGAGCACCGGGCGUACGAGUGCUUUCAGCGCAAAAUGGAGUGCGAGCGGUGCGGCGUAUUCCUCACCUUCAAGGAUCAAACCCCUCGCCAUCUGAAGCCUUGCGCAUCUCGGAGCGGACCCCAUGUCGACCAUAACCCCUGCGAAGCCUGCGGAGAGAAGUACGAUACCAGCCCCACGCUUCAUCAAUGGGCCUGCCCCUCCGCCCGAGUUCCUUGUACACACACAACCCGCGGGUGCCCCGCCAUCAUUCCCCGCUCCGAACUCGACGCCCACCUCAAGCUCUGUCCAUUCGAAGCCAUGCCAGCCUUCUUCAUCGCCAACGAUGCGCGAUUUCAGGCUAUGGAGGAGCGGCAGGAGGUACUCGUGAAAGAGGUGGCGAUGCUGCGGUCGGGAUUACAGGCGGAACGGGCAUUGGCGGGGACGAAUGGAUGGAGGGUGUCGGAGGGGCGGUACCUGGAUCUGAGGGGCGAGCCGAUGCUUGCUGGAGAGACGGCUCGGAGCGACGCUAGGGCUACACGUCCUGGAGAUGCCGCUGACUCCGGACUAUCGCCCUCGGACACGCUGGAUCACCCGUCGGAGACUGUAGCGUCUACUACGGGACCGCAGAAUACAGCAAGUCCCCCUCCAGCCGGAAUCACAGCUCGCGCCGCCGCAGACUUUGCCGCUCCUCGUUCCCUCUUUUCUCCCUCAUUCGGCUCGCGCCAGUCCUACGCGGACUGGGCGUUCCAUCACCUCUCCGAUCCGAUGCCAUCGACUUUGGCGGCGCUGGAAGUGGCGGUAUCGAGGCUGAGGCGGGUGGUGCUGCAGCUCGCGUCGGGCCUGGAUACUAUGGAGCGGCGUAAUGAAGUGCGGACCAUGACUGAGUCGCUGCGCAUCUUGGAGGAGGUCGGCGCAUUACGAGCUAUAGUCAACACCAUACGACUGCGUGAGUUGCUUUGCCUCUUCGAUUGA